GUAUACCAUUAACGUUCUCUGGAAAAUACGCGUACGAAAGUCGUGUAAAAGUAAUUGAUAACAGAGGAAAAGUCAAGACCGGCAAUAAAUAAAGAGGGGGAAAUAGAAUAGCCAAAGAAGAGAUUAUCAAAAUUAGCAAUGAAAGAGCAGAGAUAAGCACGACGCGAGUAGACAAAGUACAUAUUUAUUACUAUUAAACAAAAAUACCAAACUAAACAAAAACUAAGUAAACUUAGACCAUUUAAAGAAAACCUAUCGGCAUUAAUGAAACUUUUAAAACCAAGUUGGGUGCAUCAUGAUGAUAAGCCAAUCUUUUCGGUGGAUGUGCACCAGGAAUGUCUUAAAUUUGCAACUGGUGGUCAAGGCUUGGAUUCCGGUCGGGUAGUAAUAUGGAACCUACUCCCGGUGUUAUCAGAAAAAGUAGAGCAGGAUGAAAGUAUACCGAAGAUGCUGUGCCAAUUGGACAACCAUUUAGCUUGUGUAAAUUGCGUGCGUUGGUCACCCAAUGGGCAAAUGUUAGCAUCGGGAUCGGAUGAUAAAUUAGUUAUGAUUUGGAGAAUGUCGAAGGGACCAAGUGGAGUUUUUGGUACGGGUGGUCUUCAAAAAAAUGCCGAAUCGUGGAAAUGUGCAGCCACUCUUCGGGGACACUCUGGAGAUGUACUAGACCUUGCAUGGUCGCCAAAUGAACGUUGGCUAGCCAGUUGCAGUAUUGACAAUACUAUUAUAAUCUGGGAUGUGCAAGCUUUCCCCAAUAUGGUCACCACAUUGCGGGGACAUUCUGGGCUGGUCAAAGGAGUGGCAUGGGAUCCCUUGGGCAAGUUUUUGGCAUCCCAAAGUGAUGAUCGAAGUGUCAAAAUGUGGAAGACGAGCGAUUGGAGUUGUAGCAGCACUAUCACUGAGCCUUUCAAAGGGUGCGGAGGUACAACACAUAUACUACGUUUAUCUUGGUCGCCAGACGGUCUAUACCUAGUGUCAGCUCAUGCUAUGAAUGGUGGGGGCCCAACGGCACGUAUUAUAGAACGAGAGGGGUGGAAGUGUGACAAAGACUUUGUAGGACACAGAAAAGCUGUAACAUGUGUACGCUUCCAUGACACGGUCCUGACACGCCAAGCAUCUAACGCAGAUAGGAAACUACAGUAUUGUUGUAUGGCGAUGGGCUCAAGGGAUCGAUCUUUAUCAGUUUGGAUGACAGCUUUAAAUCGCCCGUUGGUUGUUAUACACGAUCUAUUUCGUGACAGUAUUUUGGACCUUUCUUGGGGUCCAUCUAAAUGCAUUCUGAUGGCAUGUAGUGGCGAUGGAACAGUUGCUUGCUUGCAAUUCUCUGAAAGCGAACUGGGAACUCCAGUGUCGGACGAAGAAAAGAAUUCAUUGUUCCAAAAAACGUAUGGAAAAAGUGUAACUCUCGAAAAUGGAUCCGGCGGUGCCGCUGACAUACUAAUUGAAAACCCCGAACUGCUGGCAGAUGCAUAUGAGAAGCCUAAGGCGCCAACACUACCCACAUCAAGCACAACCAGCCUUAAACCUUUCGCAGCUCAGCCAACGGUGUCUGCAGGGGAAUCAAACGGACACCUCGACACGGCAGCUGCCACUUUGUAUUUAAAGGGAAACGAAGAGAAAACCCAUAUUAACGCAUUUAGAAAACAAACAGAAACGAGAACUGCUGACGGAAAACGGAGGAUUACGCCGGUCUUUGUGGCGCCUAAUGAGGAUGUGUGUGAGUCGAAGAGCACACUGAGCAUAGUUUCGCAUCCUCCUACCGCCGCAUCACCAACUAUAUCCGCAGCAACCGAAACUUCGGAAGUAAAUUCAGCAGAAACGAUCGCAUUUGAAAAACCGAUGAUAACUGAGGCACAAGAGAUUUGCUUAGAUGCUCGACUUAUAAAAACUACAACAUCUGCUGCCAAACUACAGCCACGAAAAGAAGACAACAGUUCUGUAAAGUCAUUUCCGUUUAUCGUCACUCCAAAAUCAUCUAAAAACACUACUACGGGAUCUGCGAUAUCAGUAACUGAUCCGUUACUUGCAGUUCUUAAGCCAUAUCAAGCCUCUACUACUGGUCCCAAGUUGGUUAUUAACCAAAACACAAAGUGUGAAUUCCAGAAAACUGCUCUAGAUCACAGAGUUCAUGUUCACAAUGGGUAUUUAAGUACUGGUAGUGGGUUUUUAGCCAAGGUGACUGGUUAUAACAUACAAAAGCCAGCUCAAAUAGAAAAACUUUGGGAAAUAUUAGUAGGUUCACCAAUUGUUAAUUUGAAUUUUUGCCAUAAAUGCGUUAUGUUGUGUAGUUUGGAUGGUACACUGCGCUUAUUGGAUAUGAAUACAGGCAGAGCUAAAAUGCCAGUCAUAAGUAUAAGUACAGCUGCCGUACAGUGUGCAUUUUGUCCCAGUGGUCGUUUGGUAGGCGUGGUGGCAGAUUGUGGCACUUUGCGCAUUUGGCAUAUUGAGGAACGACGCAUUUUUUUAGCUACAACUUGUAACGAAAUUGGCGGAAAACUCGGCCCAGUUGUACAAUUCAAUAUAACGGAAGAUGGCAUACCUAUGCUCCUAUUUGCCAAUGGCAAUGCAUAUUCAUAUUCCGCGCAACUGCAAUCAUGGCUUGUGCUCAAUAAUAAGGAUCCCUUAAUACGACAUGGGCUUCAAACAACAAUUCCCAAGGACUUUCAGAAAAACUAUUUCUCUUAUCCCCUGAUCUCCACACAAGCCGCAUCUAAUACAUUCGCUGCGAUGAGCACAUCGGUGGACAUGAAUAUGCAUGACUGGCAAUCAAGCGCUAAAUUAAGCUUUAUAGAGAAUCAGAUUAUGCUGGCAGAAACCAUAAACUCCGCAGAAGAGUUACUAUUCUGGUACAAUAUGUAUGCUUAUCAGCUGGCUCUAAGCGGCACCGAACAACGUUUAAGGUUACUAUUGGAUGAUUUACUUGGUCCAUCAGCACCUAAAAUCAGUCCAGAACACAAAAUACUGACUGUGCCAAAGCAUCAAUUACUGGCGAACGUACUCAAUAUACUUAAAACACACGCAAAAUGGCAGCGUUUGUAUAUGGAAUACCAUGAGCUCUUUGCGUUUUGCUCCAAAGCAGAUUCCAACGUUAACAUGGACACCGAUAUGACGACGGUGCAUACGAAUGCGGAAGCAAAGGCAUCUGUAGCGAAAUCAGAAGGCGAAAGUGAAUUAGUAUAGCCAUUACAAUGCCUGUUUUGUAUAUGUAACUGUUAAUACAAGUAAAGUAAAGUAAAAAAGAAACGACUGCCAAACUUAAAAUCAUGCUAAAAUUGCUUUUCCACGAAUAUGUCGUGUACACAGUUUUAUUGUAUGUAGGUUUUUAAAAAUAUUUAUAAUAUAAAAGGGAAUACAAACGCAAACAAUAAAUGCGCAUUAUAUCUGUU
This is a messenger RNA of Anastrepha obliqua, 3383 nucleotides long. It is a transcript of the gene Hira, whose product is annotated as protein HIRA homolog. Gene Ontology annotation, molecular function: nucleosome binding; protein binding. The transcript is spliced from 10 exons. Gene Ontology annotation, cellular component: HIR complex; nucleus. Gene Ontology annotation, biological process: regulation of DNA-templated transcription; DNA-templated transcription; chromatin remodeling. The record is from RefSeq and is a predicted model, not a curated record. The coding region runs from base 265 to 3177 and encodes 970 amino acids. NCBI's taxonomy places the organism in Eukaryota, Metazoa, Arthropoda, Insecta, Diptera, Tephritidae.